Messenger RNA from Priceomyces carsonii, 2202 nucleotides. RefSeq names its product ESCRT-0 subunit protein (gene VPS27). The transcript has a single exon. NCBI's taxonomy places the organism in Eukaryota, Fungi, Ascomycota, Pichiomycetes, Serinales, Debaryomycetaceae. Bases 1 to 2202 code for a protein of 733 amino acids. Gene Ontology annotation, cellular component: ESCRT-0 complex. Gene Ontology annotation, molecular function: phosphatidylinositol-3-phosphate binding; ubiquitin binding; metal ion binding. The record is from RefSeq and is a predicted model, not a curated record. Gene Ontology annotation, biological process: protein targeting to vacuole; protein transport to vacuole involved in ubiquitin-dependent protein catabolic process via the multivesicular body sorting pathway.
AUGUCUUGGUUCAGCGGCGCUCAAGUUCCCGUUGCAGACCUAGAAAAUAAAAUCAGUGAAGCUACCUCAGAAUCGAUUCCAAAUGGUGAAAUUGACUUAUCUAUAGGCCUCGAGAUUACUGAUCUCAUAAGGAGUAAAAAGAUCCCACCCAAGCAAUGUAUGAGAGCAUUGAAAAAAAGACUUACUUUAGUUUACCAGAAUCCCAAUUUAUUGUCUUCGACAUUGAAAUUAGUUGAUUUGUGUGUCAAGAACGGGGGCUACCAUUUUUUGGUGGAGAUUAGCACCAAGGAAUUUAUCGAUUACUUGGUAGAUUUCAUAUUUAUUGUACAUUAUAAUACCAAAGAUCAAGUUUCAAAUGAAAGCGAUGCUAAAUACAGGGUUGGAAUGUUGAUAUUAUCCUUGCUUAAAGAAUGGAAAAUAUAUUUCGAGAAUCAAAUGCAAUUAAACUAUGUUGAAAAACGGUAUAAUCAACUCGUCAACCAGGGAUAUGAAUUUCCAAAUAGUGAUUUCACCGAACAGCUUAAUUCGAAAUUUAUUGACAGUGAUGCUCCUCCUGAUUGGGUAGACAAUAAUGAAUGCAUGAUAUGCUAUACACCAUUCUCCUUAAUGAAUAGAAAGCAUCAUUGUAGAUCAUGUGGAGGUAUUUAUUGUCAGACACAUUCUUCGCAUAGGUCUCCUUUAGUUUCUUUGGGUAUAAUGGAUCCUGUUAGGGUUUGUGACAAUUGCUACGAAAGAAUCAAAAUGAAGAAUGGCAGCAAUUUGUCAAGAGUGAAGUCAUCGCGGAAAACUAAUUCGCGACUGAUUGACCAAAGUAACGAGAACGAAGAUGAAGAUUUAAGAAGAGCUAUUGAGCUAAGUUUACAGGACGGUACAAUUUCUAUGGUGGAAACACCUCAGGCACCUCAAACUAUUCAAGCGCCUGCUGGGGUGUCUAACCCCGGAAUUGAUGUGGACGAGGAGGAUGAAGACAUGAAAGCUGCAAUUGCUGCAAGUUUAAAGGAACAAGAAGAGCAUGAAAAAGCGAUGAAAAAAAGAAAUGAAAUGGCUUCAAAUACAAGGUAUCCCUCACAGAAUGCAGUGUCAUCAGAUUUAUACAGUAAUAUUUUGCCUUUCGAUGAAGAGAAUCAGACACCAAAUGCGACACUCUCACCGAAGCAACACAGAGAACGUCAUACCGUCAAACUCGAAGACUUGACCCCAAAAGAAGAGGAGCAGAUUAAUUUGUAUAUAACACUAAUGAUGCAAAUUAGGAAUGAUCCGGCAAAGCAAGAAAACAUACUUUAUGACUCAAACUUAAAUGAAUUGCAUUCUCAAGUUAUAAGAUUAAAGCCGAAGUUGAAUAAGUCUCUUAGGUCUUCCAUUGAAAGAUAUGAAGCAUUUUUGGGCCUAAACAAUAAAAUUUCGACGAUUACAAGAUUAUAUGAUCAAUUCUUGGAGUCAAAGUUGAGCAUGGCAUAUGGAAAUCAUGCAAUAAAUUCAUCUAAUGCAGAAAUAUCCGGCCCGUCCACAUAUGGUGUUGAAUAUACAAAUCUACUGAACCAGUAUAAUGAUUACAAUAGUCUGCAAAAUAGAGCAUCUGGAUAUCUUCAGUAUAAUCCAUCUGGGUCAUUAUCAAAUCAACAGACUGGAUAUUCUAAUCCAAUGUUAGAGCAAAGGUCUGGGUAUUCAUAUCAGCAAAACCCUCAAGGGAUUAAUACUCAGGACCCGUCAUUUCUCCAAGAACCAAGCGCUCCUGAUUAUCCAACUUCCCACAAGGAAUACGGGUAUCUGUAUGAAUCACAACCAGAACAAGACAUUGGACCAGCUCACCCCAUUAAUCAAAGUUCCAGAGGCGAGUCAGAAAUUCCACAGCAGCAGGCUCUGUUUUACGGUAGUCCGCCCUAUCUACAAUAUCAGCAGAGUCAAAACUACGAGGAACAACCACAGGUUGCAAGCUAUAGCAGCCCUCAGAGCCAAGAACCAAGUGAACCAGUUUACCCGGGUGCCGAGUAUAACUCGAAUGAUAAUUUAUCGAAAGAAUCAGCCUCUUCAAAGUUCCCUCCAAUUGAAGAAAUUGAAGCACCUCACACGCAAGUCCCAAAUCUAAAUUAUCAACUACAGAAUAAUCUACCAGAUUUACCAACGCUACCUCCACCGACAGGUAAAAAUGACGAAGUAUCUGAGAGCCAUGCUUCAGAACCAGAACCUCUUAUUGAAUUGUAA